AUGACACGCUCCUUGCGACAGUGCCUCAGGGACUACCUGGCCGAGCGCCGAAUUCGCCGGAACCGUCUGGUCACCAAAGACGGUCACUGCAAUAUCGAAUAUGGUAACAUCAAGUACAGCAGCCACUUCACUUACUUGCUGGACUUCUGGACCACCUUCGUUGAGAUCCGUUGGCGCUACGUGACCUUCUUAUUUGUUGCGUCCUUCACGCUCAGCUGGUUCAUCUUUGGUCUCAUCUGGUACUGGAUCGCCCGCAGCAACGGUGACCUGAAGUGGCAGAACCCUCAGUCUGGACACAUUUCAUGUGUGGACAACGUCGAAGGCCUAACCACAGCCUUCCUCUACUCCCUGGAAACACAGACCACCAUUGGAUACGGCGGGCGAGCCAUCACCCCUCACUGCCCAGGGGCUGUGGCCCUAAUCAUCAUUCAGUCUCUCAUAGGCGCCAUCAUCAACUGCUUCUGGUGUGGGGUGGUCAUGACCAAAAUUGCCCUGCCCAAAAAGAGGGCCAAGACCAUCAGCUUCAGCGAGAUGGCCGUCAUCUGUCCUAAAAAGGACACACUCUGCCUUCAGAUCCGGGUGGCCAACUUACGUAAGACCCUGAUGAUCGGUAGCCAGAUCUACGGCAAGCUCCUGAAGACGACCGUGACCGCCGAAGGUGAGACAGUCAUUAUGGACCAAAUCAAUAUUGACUUCAUGGUGGAUGCUGGUAAAGACAACCUGUUUUUCAUCUGCCCUUUGACCUUGUACCAUGUGAUUGACAAGUCCAGCCCAUUCUAUGAGAUAGCAGUUGACACCAUGCACCAGCUUGCGUUUGAGUUGGUGGUCUUUCUGGAUGGAACAGCUGAGUCUACCAGCUCCUCCUGCCAGGUCAGAACUUCUUACAUCCCGCAAGAGAUCAUGUGGGGCUACAACUUCCUUCCAAUCAUCUCCCGCAGUAAAGAGGGAAAAUACCGCGUAGACUUCUCCAACUUCUCCAAAGUGGUUCCUGUGCCAACCGCACACUGCGCCUCCUGUUUCCACAACGACAAAGGUCACCAUCUCCACGACAGAAGAGGCACUGCCAACCCGGGAUUUGAGGUUAUCAACAUCGAUGACCCACCGAAUGGCACCAGGAUGUAA
Messenger RNA from Chanos chanos (milkfish), 1122 nucleotides. Its product is annotated as ATP-sensitive inward rectifier potassium channel 1-like. Gene Ontology annotation, cellular component: plasma membrane. The record is from RefSeq and is a predicted model, not a curated record. Gene Ontology annotation, biological process: regulation of monoatomic ion transmembrane transport; potassium ion import across plasma membrane. The transcript has a single exon. The coding region runs from base 1 to 1122 and encodes 373 amino acids. Gene Ontology annotation, molecular function: ATP-activated inward rectifier potassium channel activity. NCBI's taxonomy places the organism in Eukaryota, Metazoa, Chordata, Actinopteri, Gonorynchiformes, Chanidae.